Messenger RNA from Hippopotamus amphibius kiboko, 1815 nucleotides. RefSeq names its product cholinergic receptor muscarinic 3 (gene CHRM3). The record is from RefSeq and is a predicted model, not a curated record. The transcript is spliced from 2 exons. NCBI's taxonomy places the organism in Eukaryota, Metazoa, Chordata, Mammalia, Artiodactyla, Hippopotamidae. Gene Ontology annotation, cellular component: synapse; plasma membrane; dendrite. Bases 43 to 1815 code for a protein of 590 amino acids. Gene Ontology annotation, molecular function: G protein-coupled serotonin receptor activity; G protein-coupled acetylcholine receptor activity. Gene Ontology annotation, biological process: G protein-coupled receptor signaling pathway, coupled to cyclic nucleotide second messenger; regulation of vascular associated smooth muscle contraction; adenylate cyclase-inhibiting G protein-coupled acetylcholine receptor signaling pathway.
UUUGGUGAUCCUACCUGGAACAGACUAUGUCAGAGAGUCACCAUGACCUUGCACAAUAACAAUACAACCUCACCUUUGUUUCCGAACAUCAGCUCUUCCUGGAUUCAUGGCCCUUCAGAUGCAGGGCUGCCCCCAGGAACGGUUACUCAUUUUGGCAGCUACAACAUUUCUCGGGCAGCUGGGAAUUUCUCCUCUCCAAAUGGCACCACCAGUGACCCUCUGGGAGGUCAUACCAUCUGGCAAGUGGUCUUCAUUGCAUUCUUGACGGGCGUCCUGGCCUUGGUGACCAUCAUCGGCAACAUCCUGGUGAUAGUGGCGUUCAAGGUCAACAAGCAGCUGAAGACAGUCAACAACUACUUCCUCUUAAGCCUGGCCUGUGCUGACCUGAUUAUCGGGGUCAUUUCCAUGAAUCUGUUUACUACCUACAUCAUCAUGAACCGAUGGGCUUUAGGGAACUUGGCCUGUGACCUCUGGCUUUCCAUUGACUACGUGGCUAGCAAUGCCUCCGUCAUGAAUCUCCUGGUCAUUAGCUUUGACAGGUACUUUUCUAUCACAAGGCCGCUCACGUACCGAGCCAAACGAACAACAAAGCGAGCUGGUGUGAUGAUAGGUCUGGCUUGGGUCAUCUCCUUCGUCCUUUGGGCGCCUGCCAUCUUGUUCUGGCAAUACUUUGUUGGCAAGAGAACAGUGCCUCCAGGGGAGUGUUUCAUCCAGUUCCUCAGUGAGCCCACCAUCACUUUCGGCACGGCCAUCGCUGCCUUUUAUAUGCCUGUCACCAUUAUGACUAUUUUAUACUGGAGGAUCUAUAAGGAAACUGAAAAACGUACCAAAGAGCUUGCUGGGCUGCAGGCCUCUGGGACAGAAGCAGAGGCAGAGAACUUUGUCCAUCCCACGGGUAGUUCUCGAAGCUGCAGCAGCUACGAGCUUCAACAGCAAAGCAUGAAACGCCCAGCCAGGAGGAAGUAUGGACGCUGCCACUUCUGGUUCACGACCAAGAGCUGGAAGCCCAGCGCCGAGCAGAUGGACCAAGACCACAGCAGCAGCGACAGCUGGAAUAACAACGACGCAGCUGCCUCCCUGGAAAACUCCGCCUCCUCCGAUGAGGAGGACAUUGGCUCAGAGACGCGAGCCAUCUACUCCAUCGUGCUCAAGCUCCCAGGUCACAGCACCAUCCUCAACUCCACCAAAUUACCCUCGUCAGACAACCUGCAGGUGCCGGAGGAGGAGCUGGGGACAGUGGGCUUGGAGACGAAGGCCAGCAAACUGCAGGCCCAGAAGAGCAUGGACGGUGGGGGCAGUUUUCAGAAAAGCUUCUCGGAGCUUCCCAUCCAGUUAGAGUCCGCCGUGGACACAGCCAAGGCCUCUGACGGCAACCCCUCAGUGGGCAAGACCACGGCCACUCUACCUCUGUCCUUUAAGGAAGCUACUCUGGCCAAGAGGUUUGCUCUGAAGACCAGAAGCCAGAUCACUAAGCGGAAACGGAUGUCCCUCGUCAAGGAGAAGAAAGCGGCCCAGACACUCAGUGCCAUCUUGCUUGCCUUCAUCAUCACCUGGACCCCCUACAAUAUUAUGGUUCUGGUGAACACCUUCUGUGACAGCUGCAUCCCCAAAACCUAUUGGAAUCUGGGCUACUGGCUGUGCUACAUCAACAGCACCGUGAACCCCGUGUGCUAUGCCCUGUGCAACAAGACAUUCAGAACCACUUUCAAGAUGCUGCUUCUGUGCCAGUGUGACAAAAGGAAGAGACGCAAACAGCAGUACCAGCAAAGACAGUCGGUCCUUUUCCACAAGCGGGUGCCCGAGCAGGCCUUGUAG